CGGUGGCCUGGUAUGUUGUGAUACGGAUGUAGAUUUCUCUCAUCGUACGAGUGCGAGCGCUCAUUGUUUUAGCAUUCUAUCGUCUGCCUGAAAACAAUGAAUUUGUACACCGUGCACCAGACGGAAAGCCCGCUUCCUACUAUUACUCAGUUGGCGUGUAUGGUGAAUAGCUGACUGAACGAAAGUUCGCACCGAGUUGAUUUUUUUGUCUACAUCUCUCGCCGCCGAUUAGAGGAAUUCUGGAUUUAGCCGAGGAAAUAUGGUACUGGGACUGUGGACUUGGUGUAUUUUGACUGUGUUCAAUUUUCACAGACGCUUUGCGAGUGUUCUGUUUGUAGGUUUGUCUGUCAUCCUCCUGUUGCAGCUGGACCAACGUCACCACCAUGCCUACGCUCUGUCAUGGGGAGAGUUGUGGGCAGGGAGCGGGAGAGGAGUCGGUGGGAGGGAAGCACCGUUACAUCGCCACGUACGAGAGCCAGUACCCGCGGGCAUCUUUCGCUGGAGUGACUAUGGACUCUGGACGACAUGCACCGCUUCGUGUGGGACCGGGGUCGAAGGAAGACGACGAGUUUGCCUCGAUGAAAGGAGUAAUGAGGUAGCCCCUGAAAAGUGUGUCGGCUAUCAAAAAGAGUAUAGACUUUGUAGAAUACAGAAUUGUCCUAAUUCAUUCGAUUUAGGAUACCGUGCUGCUCGUUGCGAGGAGAUGGCUCCACCUGGUCAUAGAUGGAAGCCUUUCUACCCUUCAGAGAGAGACGGCUACAGCCCAUGCAUUCUCGCCUGUUACAACGAGCAUAACCAAGGGGAGGUUCGUGUUGUAGAACACGGUGUGCCGUCGGGGACCCGGUGCGCCAGGUUCCGUAACGGGGUCCCCGAGACGGGGGUCUGCAUCGAUGGGACAUGCUGGAGCGUUGGCUGUGAUGGGUACCUCAACUCUACCAAGUACCCCGACCGAUGCGGCGUAUGUGGCGGUGAUGGCAGCUCCUGCUCGUUGGUCUUCAGUGAAAUCAUCUCGGAGAAUCUACAAGUAGGCUACAUUGAUUUAAUAGAAGUUCCAAUUGGUGCAACAAAUAUAAAGAUAUCAGAAAUUCGUAGCGUGAGAACUUACUUAGCACUGAUGAAUUCCGAUGGAAAAUAUUUGAUAAACGGCAACUUUAAUGUGGAGACCGAGUUUACCAAGUACCUCCAGGCGGCCAACUCUGGAAUACGUUACCAAAGAAGGAAUAUAUUCAAUGGAUUACAAUGGGAAGAGAGAGAAGUUAUCACAGCCAGAGGACCACUUAAUGAAACACUUCAUUUACAGAUCUUAAUCCUUAAAGACGGUUCAUCAAAUACCUUACAAUAUCAAUAUGUCAUCCCCAUUGAGACAUCAACGCCAAUACCCACCACAGAAAAUUCUUCGGAGCCUCAACAGCAUUUAUUAAAUUCAACGACGAGUAUACCAAAGCACUAUGAAGCAGUAGAGUCGCUUUUAGAAACAGAAAAUAUAAACCCACCUAUUUAUCCUGUAAAUAUGAGUGAAAUUAUUCAAGGGGAUCCAAUGUUAUCGGAGGAGAGCUCUGCAAGUUCGCCAACUCCUAUCGAAGAAAACUCAGAAGUUAGUCACUUCAAUAGUUCGAGUAGGACCAGAAUAGACCUAAUUAGUAGGAAUAUAUCGAGUGAUUUUCGGGAGGACGACAUCCCCAGUGGAACGAACACAAGAACUCAAAGGCCUCCUAUACAACAAUCAGUAGGAGAUAGGGUGAACGAAAACGCAAAUAGUACUGAAAGUACGCAUUACGCUAGCAGCGUACUUCCUACAUACAAUACACCAAUGCAUAAUACAACACAUACGCAUAAUACUACGCAAAUGCGUGAUGAUACGCAUACGCUCAACACUACGCGGUCCAUUGACUUCCGAGAUCCACUUCGCCAGAGUUACGCGGCGCGUCCGGUGGUUAGUCCUUGGGGCGAGGGACAGGAGGGAACAAAUCCAGAGUGGCCAGAAGGAUGGCCAGAGAUAGCGUCUCUGGAGGGGGCUGAUAGAGGCCGUAUUGUCCUGGAGAGAGACGGCGUUCAGUCUGGCAAAGCUUGGUCCACGAAUGACGGAGUCAGGCAAGAGGGAGACGGACUUAUUUACGGUCCACCGUAUAGGACGGAGGAUUCCCCUUCACAUCCUUCCCCUGAGGUGAUCACGAGAGACAUGGUUACCGUCGAGCUCCAGACGGAAGAACCUAGGGAUGUCGACGAAGUGAUCAUUGACGUGAUCGACGACCAACCCAUCAUCAAGCAGCACCAAGGCGACAACAAGCUCGGUUUCGAAUCUCAAGUCCCCGAAGAUCUCGACAUGUCGGAAUCUGAUUACGACGACGAUUUCUCGUCGUCCGACGUCGAAAACGGAUUGCGAUAUUCAACGCGAGCGUCGUCGACGACGGGACGGCGCAGCACAACAACUGUGUCACCUACGACUUCAUCAACGCCAUCUACGACCAUUGCUACCACUUCUGCGGGGAAAACGGAGGUCCAGACAACCUUUGAGAUGGCCACAUACCUCACUUCUGAAACUAUGACUUCGAAUCCAAGGACCACCACCACUGACCAAAUGACCACGAUAGCUGUCACCACCGAACCACCGCCGAAAUACUUCUGGAGGAUUACAGCGAAGAUGCCAUGUAGCGCAACUUGUGGGAGAGGUAUCAUUAGGGACUAUGCGUACUGCGUUGAUGCGGAAGAAGAACAGGUGGACGAUACUAAAUGUGAUACAGAAACCAAGCCUGACGUCAUCGCUAAAGAGUGCGCGGGAAAACCAUGCGAGCCCAGAUGGGAGGCCGGGAGUUGGAGCAAUUGUCUUGGGGACUGUGAUGCCAGCUACCGCUUCCGUACGGUCCAUUGCUGGCUCCUGAUGGGCCAGGGUCUCGAUUCAUCGGUACCCAAUGAGCGAUGCAACCAAACCACCAAACCAGACAUUACCGUGCCGUGUGAUGAGAAUGACUGCGGACCGCAGUGGAUUGUUUCCGAGUGGUCUCGGUGUUCUGAGACCUGCGGACAAGGUAGAGAAACCCGUCGGGUGACGUGCUCCGAUGGGAACCGAUGUGACGCAACAAAUCGACCCGAGUCUGAACGAUCGUGUAUCAUUACCCCAUGCGUCUGGACUACUUCAUCGUGGAGCCCGUGCACAGGUACAUGUGAAGUGCAGUCUCGUCGUGUGUUCUGCAUUGCGGAGUCCACUAACAGUCGAGUGCAGGAUAGCUCCUGUGCUGGUAUCGAGGUGCCCCUCUCCAUCCAGAUCUGCGGCGGGAGCCCCUGCCCUUCGAAGUGGGUGCCUCAAACAUGGGGACAGUGCCAGGGCGACUGUCAGAACUCAUUCCAUAGACGAGCAGUGGUGUGUCAAGGCAUCAGUCGAUCCGCUCAGCUCAUCAUCUACCCAGACUCCUCCUGUUCGCUGAACCCGCCAGUCAAGAGGUUGCGGUGUGUAAUGCCUAACUGCCAGGAGCAGCGAAGAAGCGCCGCCGAUUGGAUGUCGUCAGCCUGGAAACCGUGUUCUGUUACAUGCGGUAAAGGGAUGCAGACUCGCGAGGUGCGCUGUCUAAUCGGUGGACGGCUCAGUGAUCACUGUGAUGCAAGCUCGAGGCCGACGUCUAACCGGGAAUGUUUCAAACCGGCAUGCAACACUGUCCCCGGAAAUACAGCCCGGGAAAACUGCCAAGACAGUAAGAGCGCAGACUGUGACCUUAUUGUUCAGGCGAAUCUCUGUCGGUUUGCCCGAUAUAGCAAGACGUGCUGCAGGUCGUGCCGGAACGUCGCCGGACGAUCAGGGUCUCGAAGUCAAAAGUGACCCAGACACUGACAUCAUCAUCGUGAUCAUUGACGGUUUCGUCGGACUUUUUUCGAUGUUGUCGACUGGCAGCCAACCUUGAUCGAUGAAAAGGAAUCGAAGGUUGAUGACCGUCGUGAACUUGUUGGAUAUUAAUUAUAUAAAGUGAAUUCGUGGUCGAAUCGCUUGACGCUUGUGACGAUCUCGCUCAAGAGAGACGGAACCACUGAAUAGAAAGAAUUGCAGCUAAGACAUCUUACCAAACUCUACUUGUAUGUUACCACAUAAUACAUGUAGGCUACCUUGGCAUUAUAAACAUUACGACGAACAAAAAUUUGCAGUAUUUCUUGCCAUUUUUAUACCCCUUACUGAAACGUAAUUGUUCCUGUGAAUGUCGAUAUAGUCAACAAUUUUGUAUAGUUCUACGAAGUUAGAUAGAAGAAAAUAGGAAUCAGACCACACAAACCCUCUCCGUCAUCAUGCACCUGUUUAUUUAAAAAUUCGUUUUAAAAAAAGUUCCUCUUCUGAAGUUAGCGUCCCUAUCAUUCACCGAUUCGCCAGAAACUCAUCAAGUCUAUUAAUUCUUCAAGUUGUGCAUCGAUUUUAUUCACCGGUUUGUGAAUAUGUGUAUGACACUUCAGACGCUAUUGGAGGUCUGACUCAAACGAGGGGAAAUUACCGAAUAGAAAGAAAUUCAGCUAGGACAUCUUUAUCAUUUUGAAAAUCGCAAAUAACGAAACGAGUAUUUCUUGCCAUACUCUCUUGCCAUUUCCUUACUGAGAUGUCAUUAUACUUUGAAACUUUUUUUAAAAGUAGGCUAUGUCAUGUCGUAGUGAGAAUCUGGAUCACAAGUUUGUUUCAAUAAAAUUGCACGCUAAAUUCAACAAUGCUAAUUUGUAAUUACAUUCCCAAUCUGUUUAAAUUGUAUUUGUCUCCAAUAUGCGCAGUGAUAUUGUUAAGUUUCCAUCUCGUUAGGAUCGCAUCAGGUUUUUAUUUUAUUUUUACAUUUAGUUCGCCUCUUCGUCAUCCAACAUUUCGUCUGAUAAAGUUGUCUCAAAUUAAUGUACACCAUAUAAUUUACAAUUCCGUCAUAGUGUGAUGAACAUCUCUGAUUUAUUUUCAUAGAUUAAGUCCAAUCUGAUGUCCUAUGAUGACAUUUUUGACAAAUCAUGUAGAGCAAUGAUCGGCAAAAUCAUCCAUGAGAUCGCAGAAUGAGUUCGUCAUUGAAGUUUCUCUAAUUACGUGUGGCAGAAGUGUGCCUAAUUUCUGUCCGUGUCAACUUCUUCCUCUCAUCAGUAUCCAAUGCCAGUAUUUGAAAUUAGUUUACUCAUUGUAUCUGAAAAGAUUGGGUUUAGGAUUCUGUUGCAUGAUAAUUCCUUAUUCUUUGUCACCAUUUGCAAUUUAUUUGAACAAACAUAAAAACACCCUUCUGUCAACCAAUCACUUUUAUAAUGCCUCCUGUGACAUCUGUUUCAUCUUCUUUUUUAUGAUAUAAAUCAUAGUAUCCUUAACAAAAAUCGAAACGUAAUAACAAUACCUUAAGUACCAAGUUUUCUGCAGUGUACAUAUAACGAAAGACCCGUCGAUAGAUGGCGCUGUUUUAUAUUAUGACAGUCGUUGAUUAAAUGACUAGACGCCCGAGUCGUAUUAGUUGUGACUCCGUCAACCAAGCUUCUUGCAUACAGGCGGAUAGACACAAAUACGACAAAUUAAUUAACGAGUGUAAUUUCACUGAAGAAACUUUUUUCCCUUUCCUAAAGGGAUUGUGAAAAAAUAUACCCGCUCUUUUUACUGAGACACCCGUAUGUGAAGUACUAAUACUAUUUAGCUGCCGAUGGUGUGUUGGUGGUGAAUUGUUUUUCCGAGAAGAACAAGAAAUUGGAUAGAUAUUUUAGUGUGUGCUGCAUAUAUUAAUAACAAUGUGACUUUAUCGAGAUCAUAAUGCACUAUAACUACUAUUUUAAUUGCGAUAGGCAACUAUUAAUCACAAAAAGGGGUGUGAACAUGCUUUUACAACUUUUUUAUUUUGUAUGAUUUGUGUAUAUCGGCCUUAUGUUCGAGUAAAACAGUACAUGACGUCGACGACCCGGUUACAAUGAUCCAAUUUUAAGUAUGAGGGGCACAAUUUUUUUGAAAAAAACAUUGUAAUACUAUUAUUUUUCUUUAAUUAAAUUGUAAUUAAAAUUUGUAUUUGUCAUAGAUUAGUGGUUACACAGUAGUUAAAAUAAGAUAAAGAUAUAUUUAGGACAGAAAGUAUGAAGAUAUUAAAAUGUAUAAAUGUAUAUAUUUUUUACCGAUUUGAAGUCCCUUUAUAAGUAAUCUUGUUAUAAGGGGAAAACUUCUAGGCAUUUUAGGAGUUGCAUCGCUAUAUCAUCUGCUAUUCUACUUUGUUGGAGUCUUGCAGAAAGUCACAAAAUUGCUUUGUUCUGACCAGUACUCUUCCUUAUUUUACUUUUUCCAACUCUCGAUUUGAGUAAGUAAGUUAGAUGCAUUGUACAUAGAUUUCUUGGAAUUUUGGAUUAAUAUGUCAUUUUUGCUUCAUUAUUGGAACCAAAUCUUUUGAUGUAACGUGUAUCACUUUCUUGAAUAAUUUAUUGUAUCUUUUUACCCUCAUUAAGCUUAAGUUUUAUGCUACAUUAUGUUUUUUUGUAUAAUUUAUACUAAAAUACAUACCAGUGUCGUGAUAUUAUUGUCCGUGACGUCACAUGCCACAUGAUAUAUGAUGUGAUUAAUAUGGAUUCCAUCCAGAAAGGUGCCGUCAACCAUUUCGUCGUUGGGGAUUUCAUGUUUCGUAGCUUAAGGUACAUCAGUAAGGGUAUAUUCUCUUUUAAUUCCCUUCCUUAUAUGUACACGCUUCACCGUCUAGUCAAUUUUCCUUUCUCAUCGGUACUUUUGUGGAGAUUCUGUAUUCUAUCUAUCUGCAAAUCUUAUUUUUCUCUCCACCUCUAUCUCAACCCUCUCCAAUAUCUACCCCCCCCCCCUUCUUCAUUCCCCUUCCAUCUCUAUCCCCCUUCCAUCUCUAUCUUCCACCCUUUCUCAUGCUGUUCUCUUUCUCGUUUCUUCGUCUUCAAAGUUGCACGUUUCCACUACCCCCCCCCCCCCCCUUCACUCUCUCUCUCUCUCUCUCUCUUUCUUUGUCUCUUUCUUUGUCUCUUACCCUGAACCCAUGUCUCUUAUAAAGAGACAGUGCGCGCUCUUUUUCCAUCUUCCUUCAUUCUAUCUCUCUCUCUCUCUCUCUCCCUCUCUCUCUCUCUCUCUCUCUCUGCCAUAUAUUUAGUCUUUACUUUUCUGAACACGAAUUUCGCAUAAACAUAUUAAGUAAUUUGAGUGAAUUGCGAUCUUUAUCAUGUUAUGUUUUAAUCACGUUUCUCCGAUCAGAAUACAAUAAUCUCAGCUAUGUUACAGGCAAGUGAGAAAAUGACAAAGAAAUAUUUCCUAUGCACACAAGAAGUGAUGAACUGAGUUAUACAAAAUAAAAACAACCAUUAUCUAUUGCAGUUUAUAACUAAAUAAGACAUCUGUUUUCACUAUUUUUACAAAAAUAG
Strongylocentrotus purpuratus (purple sea urchin) is the source of this 7335-nucleotide messenger RNA. It is a transcript of the gene adamtsl2, whose product is annotated as ADAMTS-like protein 2. NCBI's taxonomy places the organism in Eukaryota, Metazoa, Echinodermata, Echinoidea, Camarodonta, Strongylocentrotidae. Gene Ontology annotation, biological process: extracellular matrix organization. The coding region runs from base 260 to 3811 and encodes 1183 amino acids. Gene Ontology annotation, cellular component: extracellular matrix. Gene Ontology annotation, molecular function: metalloendopeptidase activity. The record is from RefSeq and is a predicted model, not a curated record. The transcript is spliced from 17 exons.